Chara braunii is the source of this 6267-nucleotide messenger RNA. NCBI's taxonomy places the organism in Eukaryota, Viridiplantae, Streptophyta, Charophyceae, Charales, Characeae. The record is from the annotation of a GenBank genome assembly.
GUGUCUAUAGUUUCCAAUGUGAAAUUUACUGCCAACCACUGGGUCAAGAGGUAUGGCGAGCGAUGAAAAGGCAAUCGUGGUUAGUGUAAAGGCAUCAUCAUCUGCUGACAAUAGCAAUGACAAUGACAACAGUAACGGCAACCACCUGAAAGGGAUGACUGGGAUGGAAGUUGUGAAACUUGACUCUGUGGAAGACUCCGUGAAGUUCAAGCAACAGCUCUUUGCCUCCUCACCCUUCUCAAGGGCUCUCAUUUCUGUGUCUGGGAAAAGACGGGUCAUAGAUGCCGAAGGUCUGCCAGAUGGCUGGAAGGAGGUCAUUGGAUGGAGUUGGAAGGAGGGCAAGAUGCGGCUUUAUCGCCAUUUUAUGUCGCCUCACGGCGGCUGCUUUCGCUCAAGAAAAUCAGCAAAGAUGGCUGCCGAAAGAACAAACCAGUCCACCUCCCUGAAGAGAUCCGUUCCCUCGUCCGCGAGUGCUCAGCAGGAGGCCAUAAAGAAGAAGGAGAACCUUCACGGAAAAGGAAUGUCGGCGGCGCAAAUGGUAACGAGCAAGAAACCUGCUGAUAAACGAAACAGUGCUGAUGGGAGAGGAGUCGACAACCUUGCCUUAUUUGUAUGUGAGCUCUGUGGGAAAGAGUUCAGCAAUUUUGGCUCCUGGUCUGGCCAUCGGAGCAUGCACAGCAAAGAACUUGCUGAACGACGAGAAAGUGGUGCAGCUACUUCUUCUACUUCUGCCGCUCCGAAGCAAGAGCGUUUGUUCUUUUGCCUUGUUUGUGAGAAGUUGCGGUUUGAAAACGCACAAACACUUGUCACCCACCUCCGAGAAAAGCACAACUGGUCUGCAAACCGGUCAACACCGGAAGCAACAGGGAAGAAGAGAGGGACUUACUAUGGGAAUGGGAAUGGGAAUGGCACAGCAGCAGCAGGAGGAAAGGAGGGGAGGACGCUAUCUACAAGCAAGAAGUCUGCUCAACCCAACAAAGUGUGUGAGUCAAUUCGGGCCAUAAAGCAAGAGCUUGAUGCAUUUCCUAUUCAAGAGGAGGCAAGUGCACAAAGAAAUCAAGGACGUGACUCUAGCAAUCGCAAUCAGGCAGCCUGCAAUGCAGAGAAUGGAUCAAAGCCCAAAGGAGGAAAGGAGCGUGAAACGAGCGCCACGUCACAGUGCCAGAUCAGCAGUGCCACGUCACAGUGCCACGUCACAGUGCCAGAUCAGCAGUGCCACAUCAGCAGUGCCAGGUCACAAUGCCACAUCAGACUCAGUGCCACGUCAGCAGUGACGUCAGACACAGUGCCACGUAAGCAGUGCCACAUCAACAGUGCCACGUCAGACACAGUGCCACGUAGGCAGUGCCACAUCAGCAGUGCCACGUCAGACACAGUGCCAUGUAAGCAGUGCCACGUCAGACAGUGCCACGUAAGCAGUGCCACAUCAGCAGUGCCACAUCAGACAGUGCCACGUCAGCAGUGCCACGUCAGCAACAUGACGGGCCUGCCAGACCAACUGGCCAGUGAGCCCAUUGCCGACUACAAAAAGCGCGUCCAUGCUCAGCUCGCUGCAAUCGAGGCUGAGGAACAACGCCAGCUGGCAGUCAAGGCUGCCCAGCUACAGGCUGAUGAAGCUGCAACAGUAGAGAAGCUGCGGCUACAGGCCGAAGCAGACGCAGAUGCCCAGGCUCGCCGCAAGGAAGCCCAGGCUCUGCUGCAGCGGCAUGAAGCCAGCAGCAUCGAGAAACUCAAGUACUGGCAUUUUGAACCAAACGGCGACGAGCCAACACCGGAAGAGCAGCAUAGGGAGUUCAUGGCCAAGCUCGUGAGCAGGUUGGUUUACACAUGUAACGACCUACAGUCCGAGCUGGCAAACCUUCAGCGGGCCGUGCGGAAUCAGAAGACUCAGCACGAGGAUGCCACACGGGCACUGGACACCCGUGUACUGGACCUGGAACAGGCUGUACCAGGACCAGCUGCUGGGGCUUCCAGCAGUGCAUCCUCGAGCCGCCAACUGGAGGAACGCGUUGACCACGUAGUGGCAAUGCUAGGGGAUAUAAGUGUUUUCACACAGCCGGCCACCAUCAGCCAGCGGUUCGAGUUGUUGGACUCCAAGAUCAGUCAGCAACAGCAGACAGACCACAGCCACAACAACAGCUCGGCGAGGCCAUACAAGAUGCCGACGUUCCGGAUCGAGAAAUUUGAUGACUACACACAUCAAGACCCGGUCGUCUGGUGGCAAGGAUUUACAACGGAGUUGGGGAUUCACGAAGUCCCUGACCAUCUGUUCAUCAGUGCUCUGUUCAUCAACACCAAGGGAGGUUGUCAGAUCUGGCUCAACCAUAUGGCAACCAUCCACGGCGUCCAGGUGUCAGACCUAUACAAGGUGUCCUGGGAGGACAUAAUAAAGGAAUGGAAGAAGCGGUUCAUCGUCGACGACGCCCCGACACUCGCCGUCAACCACAUCUUCACGAUGGCUCAAGGGAGCACACCGACACGUGACUGGCUCACAGACUGGCAGAAAAUCGUGGCGACGCCCGAUUUGGACUUGUCAUUUCCGCAUCUGCGGCGUGAGUUCUACAACAGGUCAUGCGCCGCUCUCAGCCUCGCACUUGGUGAUCGCGAGCAGUACGAACUGGUCCGCGACAGCAGCAGUUCGCUGCAGUCCAGUCGGACAGUGGAGAUAACCUCAGCAGCCACUCCGGCAUCAAGUGAUGGAGAUCAGGUGGCUGCUGUCCAGCCGCGAAGCAACAACAAGUCCCGCAACAAUGGGAAGGCGAAAUCCGCAUCGCAGGCAGGAAAUGGACAGCCAGGACAAUUUCCAUUGGUCAAGUUUGGCUUGACCGAGGCGGAGUACAAGAUUCGCAAGGAGGAUCGCUACAAGACCGCGUUCAAGACACAUUAUGGGCAUUUCGAAUGGCUGGUCAUGCCAUUUGGCCUUACGAAUGCCCCAGCCACUUUCCAAGCGGCUAUGACAACGGAGUUCCGACACAUGCUAGAUCGGUUUGUACUCAUCUACCUCGAUGACAUCUUGGUGUAUAGUCGGAGUUUGGACGAGCAUUUGGAACACCUGCGCACCGUUUUGGAGCGGCUACGACAAGCCAAGUACAAAGCAAACCGCGACAAGUGCGAGUUCACACGACAGGAGCUAGAGUACUUGGGAAAUUAUGUGACGCCGCAAGGCAUCCGUCCGCUCGCGGACAAGAUCGAGGCCCUACAAGUAUGGCCCGAGCCCACCAACACCACGGACGUUCGUUCAUUCAUGGGGUUGGCGGGCUACUAUCAGCGAUUCAUCACCGGAUACUCCAGGAUUGCUGCACCUAUGACGAGGUUACAGUCGCCAAAGGUGCCAUUCGUAUUCGAUGAUGCCGCACGCCGGUCAUUCCAAGCACUUAAGACGACUAUGCUCAUGGCACCCGUCCUUAGCAUUUAUGACCCCACCCAGCCGACGCGAGUGACUACAGACGCUUUCGGCUAUGGCAUUGGGGCAGUCUUGGAACAGCACGACGGCGACGACUGGCACCCUGUGGAGUAUUUCAGCCACAAAGUGCCUCCCAUCAACUCGCUUGAUGAUGCAAGGAAGAAGGAGCUGCUCGCAUUCGUGAUGGCUCUCAAGCGCUGGCGGCACUUCCUCCUUGGGUGUCGUAGGUUCACAUGGGUCACAAACAACAAUCCAUUGACCUACUUCAAGACACAGGACACGGUGAGCAGCACGAUCGGACGAUGGAUGUACUUCAUCGACCAAUUUGACUUCACACCGAAACAUGUCCCCGGCCUCUCCAAUCGCGCAGCAGAUGCACUCUCGCGAAGACCUGAUCUUUGCGCUAUGUACAGUGGUAAAGCACAUUCGAAAGCUGGCAAGGGUGCAGCGGCCCAAGAAAAUGGAGAGGCUAAGGAUAUGGAAAUAAACGGAACAAGGGAAGCUGUGGGACAGUGCCUAGCUGUCGUUGUGCGGCAAGCCAAAGACCAUGGAGCAGGGGAAGAAAAUAAGGCGAACGUUGCAGUGAGACAGAGUAGGGCGGGGGGGAGACAAAAAAAGACGUACGAGUCCACACCUGAGUACCCAGGCAUCUACCUUUGUGAUGUCUGCCGCAAGAGAUUUAAUCGAUUCAGUGCAUGGAACGGACACCGAUCGAAACACAGUCGGGAAAUAGCUAAGAGAAAGGGAAACGAGGCGAACAGGUCUGCGGAAGCUGGUGACGGAUCAUGCAAGAAGCCAAAAAGGCAAGUUUGGCUCUUCUCAUGUUCCCUCUGCAAGUCUCGUUUUUCUGCUGCAAAUCUGUUGCAUGCGCACACAGAAAUUUGUGGCAGGACGCUCCUGCCAGGCGACUUCAGUCCGAGGGACCGGGUGAAUGGGAAAGGGCGAAAGAGUGUUUCGAAGAAGCCAGAUGCAUCCUGCAAGUCAAAGAAUAUGCGUCCCGUCAUUCACGGCACACCCUGUCAAGAGGGGGCGCCUUCGUGGCAGGAAAGACGGGAUAGUGAGAAAGCCAAGAUGGAUGAGGACUCGACCAAUCGGAACUGGCAACUGGUUCCCUAUGUCAGCCAGGUGCAAUGCGAAACAAGCAUGUCAAGAGAUUUGGUGCAGUGGGGACGUGCUGAAGAUGUGAAGCCGGCAGGGGAGUGGAAGGAUGCAGCCCAUGAACCACCCGAAACAGACAGAGCAAUGAGAAGGGAUGAUGACUGCCCUGAUAGGUCCACGGGAGUCAAAGGGUCUGGGGCUGCUGAGGCUGAUGUCGAAGUGAAGAUGGAACCGGAGGACACUCCAAAUAUGGAUUACAGAAAGAGGAAGGUGGGCGAGUUUGUAUGUCCAAUUUGUAUCGAGUUGUUUUCUACGGCAGCGGAAUUGGGAGAGCACAUGGGAAGUCAUCCCGUGGGAGCAUGGUCUUGUACAUUUUCUCCCCCCAAAAAGUGCAGAAAUGGAGGGGCAGGAAAGGGUUUCCCGUGCCCAGUAUGUGGCGAACCCUUUGCUACAGAGCAGGGACUCGCCCGGCACAAGGAACUGUACCAUAAUGCCGCAGUGAAGCAAAGGAUGGAUGCAUUUAUGGAGCGCAACUCGUGUGGAAAAUGCGAACUGAACUCUGCUAGCGUUGAUGACAGAGCCAAUGGACAUCAUGCUGAUUGCACUGUAAACAACCAAGAACUGGACAGGAGGGACACUGUGGAAGAUGAUAGGGAGCAAGUUUCUUCGUGGGGCACAGCUGCAGCAGUACCCUGUGAAAAGGUGGUUAGAGGAGAUGCUGAUGAUGGCUUGGGAAAUGGAGGAGCGUGCACGUUGGCGAACAGCCGAUGCGACCCCCCACCAGCGUCAAGGAAGAAUGCAAAGGAAGUGGAGUUGACACGGGUAUGGUGGAAAACUGGGGAGGUGGUCCUAGAGGAUAACGGAGCUUGUGCGAUCUGUGAGAAGAAGGCAGAUUCGCCGGCCACAGUCAUGUGUGAUCUCUGUGACCAGAAGUUCCAUAUCUCUUGCCUAGAUCCCCCGCUUCUUAAUGUCCCAGACUCUGAUUGGUCUUGUCCCAUAUGUACAGUACGAACUCCUCCAUGAUAACUUAUUAAAGCACUAGAAUGAUCGAGCCUUUGGGGAUAGGCAGGGGUAACUCAAUUUUGUGGGGCGGAGGGGAGAGGGGGUUGGGGGUUGGGGGGGGGAUAUAAAGAGGAGAGGGUGGGGGGACGGAGAAGAAGACUAGGUGAGUGACUUCAACAAACAAGGAGAAUGUCGAUUGCUUCUCAAAGGGGAUCUCUCCCUCAGAGGACUUCCGGAAAACCCCACGCUAAAGCCUUGUUAUUUCUUAACUUAAGCUUGUUUUGUUGUUAGCUUCCUUGACCGUGGGAGUGUGAUUAACAUGCAUCCGGUAAGUGAUAGCCAGGUACGAAGAAAGAGUAGGCGAUGGCAUGCUGCCCGUUACCCAUUAUCAUUCAGUCAUUUGCAGAUUGGUUCAGCAGCAGAUCCUGAAUGUGGCGCGGGACUCUUACUAGAUGUGCCGCGGGACUCUUUACUAGAUGUGCCGCACAGCAUUUCACUUGUAUGGCGUUUGCUGCCAACCCACGGGCCACGUGAGCGUUGGAACACAUUGAGGAAUCGCCACGUCUGAUCCCCAGCGGACAGCCUUCGAUUCACGUUUAUUCUUCACAAUCCUUUUCUCCUAUUUACCUGGGCCCAGCAAUUUUGGUUUCCUGUGGUGCAAUGCUUGAAGCAUCCUCUACCUCUGCUGGCCUUGAACCCAUCACCUUCUGACGCCGCGACUUCUUCUGAACAACUCGCAAUUCCAGUAAAAGGUCAACCCGAUA